This is a messenger RNA of Cylindrotheca closterium, 942 nucleotides long. NCBI's taxonomy places the organism in Eukaryota, Bacillariophyta, Bacillariophyceae, Bacillariales, Bacillariaceae. The record is from the annotation of a GenBank genome assembly.
AUGAUUGAAGUGCAAUCCAACAAACUUCGACUGCUAUCGCGGCGGGUGAAGGAAUCGGCAAUGAGAUUCAAAAAUCAGAGACGGCGAGGGGAUGACUUGAAUAGUAAGAAUGAACUGGAUAACAGCCAUCGAACAAACAUUAGCAAGGAUGUUCUUGGCUGCAGCCAUAGAACAUACAAUAGUUAUCAUACUGCAAACAACUUGGAUGAAAGCAGCAGCACCGCUUCCAAGCUGACGAAUGCAACGACAGAGGAAUUCCUCAGUGAGCGUAUCGGUAGGUCGUACGAGAGUAGUGAAGGUACCGCCAGCACGCCAAUUCGAAUAGAAGAAGAUGAAGUUUCAGGAGGUGAAGAUAAAGACGAUGAGGCAGAACCAGAUGAAAUAGUCCAGUUCCAAGAGGCGUUAGUUGAUCCUUCGUGCUCUCAUUCAGAACAACGACAUGUCCAUUUCUCCACGGUGGAAGUAAGAGAGUAUCCUAUAUGUAUGGGGGAUAACCCGGGAUCGUCUCGUGGGAUACCACUUACGAUUGGGUGGGAGAUCCAAGACCAGGAAAUUUGCAAUGUGGAGGUUUAUCAGAAUCGACCAAGAAGAUUCCAGUUGCAUCAGCUGAAAAUAACCUCAUUGGACCGAGUACUUAUGCUGAAGCGUGCGGGGUACAGUGGACGUGAAAUUGGAGAAGGAACCCUACUAGUGGAUAAGUUCCGGGCACAACGGCAUUGGACAAGAAUCACUUUGCGGUUUUCAGGCUUUCAAGAGUUUUGGGAAAGGCGGUGGCGAUCGAUAAGAAAUGGCACGGUUUACAAGUCGAGGAAGAGACGAGAGCGAGAUUUGUUGCGUCCGUACAAAACAAAAUCGAACAUUGAGAUCCCAGUUGUACCAGCUUCGAACGCCCCCAUUGGACCGAAUUUUGAAGGUGAAGUGUACAGGGUACAUUGGACGUGA